UACAACAAAUUAAAGUCCAACAAAUUAGAGUCUAACAAGAUAGAGACCAGCAAGUCCAACGAAUUAGAGACCAAUGAAUUAGAGUUCAACAAGAUAGAGACCAACAAAUUAGAGACCAGCAAAUUAGAGACCAACAAGCUAGAAACUAAUGAAUUAGAGACCAAUAAAUUAGUGAUCAACAAGAUAAAGAUCAACAAAUUAGAGACCAACAAAUUAGAGACUAACGAGUUAGAGACUAACGAGUUAAAGACCAACAAGUUAAAGACCAACAAGUUAGAAACCAACAAAUUAGAGUCCAAUGAAUUAGAGUCCAACAAGAUAGAGACCAAUGAAUUAGAGACCAACGAAUUAGAGUACAACAAAUUAGAGUUCAACGAAUUAGAGUUCAACAAGAUAGAGACCAAUGAAUUAGAGACCAACAAAUUAGAGAUCAACAAAUUAAAGACCAACAAGAUAGAGACCAACGAAUUAGAGACCAAAUAG
Racocetra fulgida is the source of this 483-nucleotide messenger RNA. NCBI's taxonomy places the organism in Eukaryota, Fungi, Glomeromycota, Glomeromycetes, Diversisporales, Gigasporaceae. The record is from the annotation of a GenBank genome assembly.